This is a messenger RNA of Pantherophis guttatus, 4121 nucleotides long. RefSeq names its product SH2 domain containing 3A (gene SH2D3A). Gene Ontology annotation, biological process: positive regulation of peptidyl-serine phosphorylation; small GTPase-mediated signal transduction. Lineage: Eukaryota; Metazoa; Chordata; Lepidosauria; Squamata; Colubridae. The record is from RefSeq and is a predicted model, not a curated record. Gene Ontology annotation, molecular function: guanyl-nucleotide exchange factor activity; phosphotyrosine residue binding.
ACAGGGAGUGUUGUGAGAAUAUGUUAGGCGACCUGAGCAUAACAAGAGUCCUGCUGUUUAAUGCAGCAUUUCACUCCCAUCUGGGCCAGCCAGAGACUUCUGGGAGGUCACAGGCAGGACAUCAGCAGAACAGCACAUCCUGAUCCACCAGAUGACAUCCGUAAGAAGAGCCUUGCCGGUUCAAAAGGGGAUGGUUAUGACAACAUGGCUGGCUGAUACUCUACUUUGACUGGACCCCUGGGGAACUUUUUUGGCUUUUUUCUGUGAAGUACGAAGCUGAUUCCCAUGUCCUCCUCCCUUGCUCUAUCAAGUCUUUUGCAUUUUCUUUCUUACCAGAUAUGGGCUGUAGGAAAUUUCCUUUUACAUUGAGAAGAGAUUUAAUUCUUGAAGAACAUGGAAUUGGCUAAUGAGAGACUAAGAAAGGAGCUGGAGGAGGAGUUGAAACUUGGUACUGAACAGUUGUGCAGCCAUGCAUGGUACCAUGGUUGCCUGCCACGGAAGGAGGCAGAAUCCAUGUUGUGGAAUGAUGGAGAGUUCUUGAUCCGCGAUUCACGCUCUAGCCUGGGUGAUUAUGUCUUGUCAUGCCACUGGGGAGGACAGACUCUGCACUUCAAGAUAAUUCGUGUGGUACUCCGUCCCCGAAAGGGCUAUUCUCGCACCCUUUUCCAAUUUGAACAGGAGCAGUUUGACAAUGUACCUGCCCUGGUGCGUUUUUACGUGGGCAACCGGAAGGUCAUCUCAGAUAUUUCAGGAGCUGUGGUGUCUCGACCAGUCAACAGGAGUGUACCACUUCGCUGUCUGAAGGAGCGUUUCAGUGACACUGGCCAGCCUCCUGGCCCAUCGAAGGAGGAAGAAGCACCUCUUAGACGGUUCAGCUAUUGUCCUGCCGCUGCUGGAGAACAAAUACUAGACGGAAACUUGCUCCGGACAAAAGAUCGAAGUGGAAGUGACCCCAGUAGCCUAGAUCAGCUGGGCCAGAGACCUUCAUUGCACGGUGCCCAAUCAGACAGCAACCUAUUGACUGGAAGCCCAGAAACAUCACCUGGAGACCAGGACCGAACCCAACUCCCUCCUUUGUCUCCUGCCUUUCGCACAGGCAGUGACCCUGUUCUACGGCCAAGUGCCUCAGUAUCUCAUCUGCUGGAAGGUUUGGGACUGAGUGGUUCAGAAGGGCGGCUUCAUUCCAAGGCUCCCCCAAAGCCUCUGAGGGUCCCUUCCAUGCUGAUGAGUGACUACUGUGAACUGGUUCCUAAGGUUCCUCACGGCCCCCGAAGCCAUGUGGAGCGCCUGCAGACUGAAGAGAGAUGGCGUGGCCGGGCUCACAUUACAGAGACUACUUUUGGGUUCCUGGACUCUGUUGAAGCUCCUUUUCCUCCCCAGUCAGAGGAGACAGAAGUGGAACCAGGGUUUGAGCGCCCCCUGCUAGAGACCACUUCCUCCUUUCAGCUUCAGCACUUUAACUCAUUGCUUUUGACCCCUAACAACAAGCCCCUGGACCCUGGCACACUCAAGCACCUCAAGGACAUUUUUGCUACUCAUGACUGUCACACAACAGCCCUUCAUAUUUUAAAAAUGGAUUGCCAGGCGUUGAGGAUCAUUGGAGUAUCUAAAGAGCAGCAGCGGGCCAUGGGGGUGAGUUCGGGUCUGGAGCUUAUAACUCUGCCUCAAGGGCAUCAGUUUCGGAAGGACUUGCUGGAAAGGCACCAUCUUAUAGCUCUGGGCAUUGCUGUGGACAUCCUGGGCUGUACAGGGUCAGUGGCUGAACGGGCUGCCACCCUCCACAAGGUCAUCCAGCUAGCAGUGGAGCUGUGGAGGCCAGUUGGGGACCUCUUUGCCCUCUCUGCCGUGAUGAAAGCUCUUCAGCUGCCCCAGAUCACCCGGCUGGAGCAAACAUGGAGGCAUCUGCGCCAGAGCCACACUGCAAGCGCCAUCGUCUAUGAGAAGGAGCUCAAGCCUCUCUUGGGGAAUCUGAACAGGGCUGAAGGCUAUGGUCUGCGGCCUACAGGGAAUUCUGUCUUCUCCGCAAAGGAGGUAGCAGUUCCUCAUAUCCUGCCACUUCUCAGUCUCAUGGAAGGAGAGCAGCUAUGGGACGACAAUGAGGAGACGUGUGAUGUCCUCCUGCGGACAUUGGAAGCAGCUCGCUUUGUUGCCACCAACACUGGUGCUUAUCAGAUCAGGGCUGAGGCCAGACUUCAAGGAUUCCAGAGCACUCCAGAACUGCUGGAAAUAUUUCAGACGGAAUUCUCCCUUCGGUUAUUCUGGGGCAGUAAAGGAGCGCAGGCGGAACGGGGUGAACGAUACAAGAAAUUUGAACGGAUCUUGACUGUUCUUUCUCAGAAACUAGAGUGAGCUCAUGGGAGAAGUAUUCCCCCCACCCCCUGCCUGGCCAGCUGGAAUGCAAGGCAUGGGUGGCAAAGAUGAUUAGUAAGCAGUAAAGAGGAGAGUCACCCAGUGUCAGGAAAAGAUGUUGACUGGGCUGAAAUUUGAAGGCCUUCCAAGGAAUGAAUGAGCAGGAGGAACUCCUCUGUGGUAGACAUUCCUGCUAGAUCAACAGGGCCAGGGCUACGGAAAGCAGCAAUCUGGAAACAUUUUUAACCUAUGCAAAGGAGCCAGGCUGCAAUAAAGAAAGUAGCGGACGGUUUUUAAUCGGUAUGUGCUAUGAAAAUAACUUUGCUCUCUGCCUAUUCUUGCCCGAUUUAGAAAUUUCACAGCAUUGGUUUUCAGACCCCAAACCCAGAAAAUAACAGCUUCCAGGAUUGUUAUCUGCACCCAAAACUUUAAAUGCAUUCAUAUCCAAGUUAGAAGAGUCCAAGAAUCCAUCCUGAAUAGAAAAGCAACCUUCCUCAAUUGGAAUACUUUUCCUGUUUUUGUAGUUAUGUUUCCAUUAUGCAGAGCUGAAUUCUGCAGUUAAUAUUUUUCCUUUUUAAAGUAUGAUUCAUGUUUUACAUGGAAAGAAACUUGCACCUGUCUUUCAAGAAUUUUUCUUCUUCAACUGGAAUGGUACUUGAGAAAAGUACUUUAAUUGACAGAGGUUGCCUUAAGAAAGGUUUUCUCCCUUACCUAUACAAGAUUUUGAAAGCAGCUCAAGCAAGGAGAAAGCUUAUAUGUAUCCCUUUUAAUAUAAUAACAGGGCGGUUCAUAAAAGGUUUCUCCCAGCACCCAAAGUCAGUCACUACAGAAUUAGGCAUGACAAAGGAAAGACUUCAAACAGGAUUCAUGGUUGAAUCCUGCUUUCUCCCAUGAACCAGAGACAACCACCAACUUGGAUAAUUUUAAUGAAGAAUCAGGAGGUUACCCAUGGCUAGCCGCAUCAUAUCUUUUUUUUUUUUUUUUUUUGCUGAGGAACAUAACAAAAAAGUAUUGCUACAGUUGUGGAUCAUUCUACUUGGCCACAAUGGGAAGAGAAUACAAUGUUAGAUGAGUCUUUGGUCUGAUGCAGUGUAGUUCUUAGGUUUUUAUUUGUCCAGCAGACGCUAGCAGCUACUUCCAUAGUAAGGCAUUCCCCACCCCCUCCCAAUCCAAAUGGAUAGUACUCAGGCCCCUCUCCAGAUCUACGAACAACUUUUGCACAGAAGCAUUGCCUGGUUAAGCACAAGUGGAGGCGAGGGGAAUAUUCCCCAACUGAUCUACCAAUAGUGCUGGUCCAGUGUCGGACAACAAACCUGUUUUCUCCUUCCCCUCCCACACUUUGUGCUGUUCUAUGGAUAGGCAGCAGCGAGCAGGAACUGUUGGCUGCCUUGGCUUCCUGUGGCAUUUGCCUCCUGCUUUUUCCUCCAGCUCUCACUUUCGCUGUGGUGAACUUUGCACAACCGGAAAAAUAGAGGAUCACCCUUUAGCUCCCAAACAGUGAUGUAAAUGCUGCAGAUGUUAAAAGUCCACACUUGGAGGCCAGAGGGACAAAAAGGCAACUGCACAGGCAUCCACUAAUUAAUUUCCUCCGUAUUAUUUACAUAAAGUGUAAAAGGCACCCAGAAAUACAUUCUGCAUCUUGAGAGAGAAGGGAGGGGCAAGUUUUGUCCCCUUCCUUCCAAGGCUGGAGGGAUAAGAGCUGAGGCUACGUUACAGAUUAUGUGAACAUGUCAAACUGAAUGGUAAAAUAAAUUGGUCACUGUAUAAAACAA